[Candida] anglica is the source of this 2409-nucleotide messenger RNA. The record is from the annotation of a GenBank genome assembly. Lineage: Eukaryota; Fungi; Ascomycota; Pichiomycetes; Serinales; Debaryomycetaceae.
AUGACUUACGACAAAAGUCUUUUAAUCCCUAGUCCGGUUCUAUCACCUAGUAAUGCGGAGUUUGAAGACCCUAUGGCGUAUCUUUCAAGGCCCGAUAUUGCCAAAUUGGGCUCUCAGUACGGUAUAUUAAAGGUAAUUCCACCACCAGGUUGGCAACCUCCAUUUCUGCUUUCACCAACUUUUAAGUUCCAUACAAGACUUCAAAGGCUAAGUGAUCUAGGGCUCACUACUAGAAGUAGAGCAUUCUUCAGGAAAAACAUGAAUAGGUUCCUUAAGAUGAGAAACAAACGGUCGCUUCGAUUGUACUUCCGAGCGGGUAAAGAUCCUUUGGAUUCUCUGGGAAGGAAAAAGACCAAAGUAUACUACUAUGACUUGUAUGUAGCUGUAGAUAAGUUUGGUGGUAGUGACAAUAUGAGUGAGAAUGACUGGAUGCAACUUAAUGCCAAGUUUGGUGUAACACCAUCUAACUGUCAUGAUUUGGAAGAAGAGUAUAAUACCCAUAUAAAGGCAUAUGCGACUUUCCUUGCUUCGAACAAUAUGAAACUGGACUCCUUGGAUGUCGAUGGUACCAAUGAAGAUGAAGAUAAUUGUAUACUAUGUGCUCAAAAUGAUCGACCUUCGGAAACCCUUUUGUGUGAUCAUUGCGAUAAUGCCUUUCAUAUGGAUUGCUUGGAGCCUCCUUUGAAGGCUAUACCGACAGGGAUAUGGUAUUGUGAUAAGUGUCUUAUUGGUACUGGUGAAUAUGGCUUUGAAGAACAAGUUGAUCUCAAAUAUACUUUGCCCGAGUUUUACAAGUUAUGUCAAGAAUUUGAUGAAGAUUUCAAGGCCAAUUAUAAUAACGGAGAACCAUUAUCAGUCGAUAGCAUAGAGAAGAAGUUCUGGGAAUUUGUAGAUGAACAAAAGCUGGAUUUAGAGGUUAAAUAUGGAGCUGAUAUUCAUAAUUUGGUGCCUGGAGAAAUAAGUGGAUUCCCCAUGACAAAUACCCCAGGUGUUAGCCUUGGGACCGGGGCUGAACUGGCUGAGUAUUAUACCAAACACCCUUUCAACUUGACCAGACUCCCAUUUGCUAAGGGUUCACUCAUGAAGUAUAUCAACACUUCAAUCUCUGGUAUGACUAUUCCAUGGAUAUAUAUUGGAUCCCUUCUUUCGACAUUUUGUUGGCAUGUGGAGGACCACUACACCCUUUCCAUAAAUUAUUGUCAUUUUGGGGCUACUAAGAAAUGGUAUGGAAUUCCUUCUUACCAAGCCGAUCAAUUCGAACUGUUAAUGAAGGACUCUGCUCCUGAUUUAUUCCAACGUCAACCAGAUUUACUUCAUCAAUUGGUUACAUUAUUAUCACCUAUGACUCUAGUCAAAAAUAACAUCAAAUGUGUUUAUGCUGAUCAACAACCAAAUGAGUUCAUCAUCACAUAUCCAAGAGUAUAUCAUUCUGGGUUUAAUUGUGGGUUCAAUUUCAAUGAAGCGGUUAAUUUCACCUUAGAGCCAUGGUUAGAAUAUGGAGAAAAGGCCGUUGAGGAUUAUCGAUUGAUUAAGAAGGAAAAUGUUUUUAACCAUUAUCAAUUGGUGGAGAACAUUUUAAGAAGUUUUCUUGAACAAGAUGCAAAUCAUACGGACUCCAAGUUUAGUCAAGACUUCAUUCAACGUUGCUUAUUAAGUUUUGAUAAGUUUUACUCAACUCAAAUUGAUACGAUAGCUAAACUUGACCAUGAAAAAUUCACCACAGAAUUCAAACCUCCUAAAGUAAGAAAGGGAAGAGUAUUGGAAGAUGAACAAAUGGGAUUUUUUGCCGAUGAUGAGGAUGAAGAUGAAAAACUAUGUGAUGGAUGUAAAACUCAUAUUGGAUAUCAUUACUUUUUCUUGCCUAAUAAGGAACAUCAAUAUUCUCAAAAGAAGAAGGCUAAAGAAGCUAAUGAAUAUGCCAUCAAGAGAAGAAAGAUCAUUCCUGAAAAUAUUGGUUUACUUACACCACAUGAUUCCCCUCAAGAUAAGAUAAAGGAGGAACAAGAGACAGAAAAAAUUGUAGAUACAGUUUCAUCACGUCGGAUGUCACUUUUAACGGGUGGUGGAGAUAUUACCAAAGAACAUUUGAAAUUGAGUGAGGAAGAAGAAUUUAGACAACUCAUUCUGUCGGCAAAGAAAACAAAUUCAGAAGAACCUGAAUCUCUGAGUAAAAGACGUCGGUCUACACGGAUUCAAAAACAAGAGAAAUCUGAAAUAGCUGCCAUUGGUCGUUCCAAACGGUAUGUCCCAUUCAGCAAUGAAAAGAAACAAUUGAAUUUAUGCUUGGAAUGUGUGAAAAUCUAUGAUGAAGAUCUUCCAAUGGGGUCAGUUCUUGUAUAUGAAUCAUAUCCAGAAAAAAUCGUGGAACUUGUCAAUUCAGUGAAGGAAAAGCUACUGACCAAGAAUUAA